This is a messenger RNA of Colletotrichum graminicola M1.001, 2781 nucleotides long. RefSeq names its product involucrin repeat protein. The transcript has 3 exons. The record is from RefSeq and is a predicted model, not a curated record. The coding region runs from base 1 to 2781 and encodes 926 amino acids. NCBI's taxonomy places the organism in Eukaryota, Fungi, Ascomycota, Sordariomycetes, Glomerellales, Glomerellaceae.
AUGAACGGGUACUCCCCGGGGAGGCCCUCGCCGCCCCGGGCUGCUGGCGGAGAGAGGCCCCUAGGCGGUGAUAGCCUCAGGAGGGAUAUUAUGAACAACUUGGAAAAAGCGUCCCUACGUGUUGAUCCAACAAGCACAAAACUGCCCCCAAGCUCCGCGCUCGUCGAUCUCAAGGACCCGAUCCAAGUUCAUUUGUUGACGGAAACGGCCUUGACCGACAGUAAACAAUACCGAAUAUUGUCCCAGGAAGAAGUCGAUGGUGCCAAGAAGCAAAUCCAAUCGUUGAGCUUGCGCGUCGAGCAGACGCGCGCGAACCUCGCUAUCCAAACAAAGUAUCGAGAUGCCGCUAUUUCCAUGGCCAAGCUCUACACACAGCCCGAGGCUGGUAGAAGGAGGAGCUUACUGGGCAACAACCGCAACAGCAUGGGAGAGUCCUUGCGAGAGGCCGAGGCAGAGCGGCAGGCGAGCGAAAAACGAGUCGAGGACCUAUCCAACGAACUGCGGAAUCUCGAGCAACGCCUGAUGGAAUCGCAAAGGAAUCUCCUGGAGCACACGGCCGGUAUCCUCCAGCUGACACACAGGGCUUCCAAGAAGCCGGCCAGUCAGCUGCCCGCGCAAAUGAUGAACGGGAUCCCCGGAAGCCCAGAGAGCCUUUAUGCCUAUUCAAACGGUCGCAAUAGCUUGGAACCGGCGGGAGACGGCUCCUUCGACGAGGAUGGCCCAUAUCAGAAUCUCAACAAUGAAAAUAUGUCUCGCGGACAAGCCAAAGUCAGCCCACUCAAUAUCCCGCCCAAGGCACCAAACCGAGAGCAAGAUACCCAGCUGCAACAGGAGGCGGAGAAGCUGAGGGAGGAGAACGCCCGGCUUCAGUCGCAGACCGACGCCUUGGGUGCUGAGAUUGAUGGUCUCAAGAGAGAGAAGGCACAGCGCCUACAGUCCGUCUCUGACACCGAGCGGAAACUUACGACAUUCAACAACUCUCUGAGAGAGGUAAUUAUUAAUUUUAAUCCCACCAAGAACGGAGGCUUCCGUGCGCCCCCCUCGAUAGCGACCGACGCAUCAGUCGAGCCCGGCACAGCCCUGGGGAGCCAGUUGGAAUAUCUGGAGGCUGGCCUGUCGGCAGUGCGCGAGGAGCAAGAACUUCAAGGACAGUCCUCGGGCGCUCUCCAGGAGGCCGAGGCCGCCGCGGGCGAGGCGUCAAUCGCUCUCUCGCAGACGGAGAGCCGGCUAGACGACUUGAACCAACAACUGCGCGAUAUUCUUGUCGCGGUCGACCCGAGCUAUCCCGACGUGGCGAACUCUGGCCUUGACAGCCAAUUCGACUGGCUUCAGCGUGCUAUUUCUGUUGUGGACGAGGAAAUGAAGAAGACGGCCGGCCUGUCGGCUGUCAAGAAGCAAGACGAGGAGCAAGUCGAGGCUGCACUGGUGGGCUUGUGGGAAACCAUCCAGUCGGGCUUCGUGAACAUCCAAAAGCAAAAGGCAGACCGCCGCCGCACGCGGAUGGAGCAGGGCGUGUCUGAGAACGAGGACGACAUGUCAGAAGACGAGGCCGUCGACACCACAGAGCCGUACUCGCUGUCGGCUUUCUCGGCCAAGGUGCAGUGGCUCUAUAGACAGGCCACCAGUCUGAAGGAGCAGAAGUCGGUCCUGAAGCGCCAGAUCAAGCAGCAACGCGAGCUGAACAGCAAGUCGGACUCGCAGAGGGACGAAGAGUUGAGGGCGAAACAAGAGCAGCUCGAGCAACUCCGGGCAGCCCAAAUGCGGUCCGAGGAAGAGAAGACUCUCGAGUUGACGCUCAAACAAGACCAGCUAGAUCAGCUUAGGUCGCUGCUCGAGCGGUCCGAGGAAGAAGUGGCCGAGGCACAAGAAAAGCUGGCCAAGACGCAAAAGGAGGCCGAGGCCGCGAUGACCACGCGCAUGGCCAACGAGUCCAGCGCAGCCAAAACGCAGGACGAGAUCAAGCAGCGCGACGCCAAGAUCGCCUCCCUCGAAGCGAGCACCAAGGAGGCCCAGACGACGCUGGCGAGCCUCAACACAAAUGUCCAAGAGUUGAACGAUAAGCUGAGCCGGGCCAACGAGGAAAUCGCGCUCCUGACAACCAAGCUUGCCGGAGCGGAGAAGGCGGCAGUCGAGAAGCAGCAAGAGGUCGCGGCCAAGGACAAGGAGGUCAAGGAGAAGGAGGAGGAGCUGGACCGGUUCAACAUGAUGAUUGUCGAGCUCAAGACGGAGCUCACCAUCGCGCAGGCCGAGCUGGACGGCGCGUACGGCUCCCGUAAGGAGAGGGCCGACCAAGCCGCGGCUAUCAAGAGCAGCGUGGAGGCUGCGCAACUCAAGACCGAGGUCGACCGGCUCAAGGAGGAGCUCAGCUCGACGCUCAAGGAGCUGGAGAGCAUCACGGCCGAGACGAUCAAGGCCGAGCGGGAGAAGUUCGACGUCGAGAGCAAGCUCGACGACGCGCUCGCCGUCAAGUCGAACCUCGAGGGCGAGAUCAGCUCGCUCAAGGACCAGCUCGAGGCCGAGGUCGACAACUCCCGGGUCAAGCUGGCCAAGCUGCAGGAGGAGCUCGACAGCGAGCGCCUCAAGGUAACGCCCGGCGCCGGCGCCCGCGGAGCCGGGGCGUCGAUGCUCAGCGAGCAGUUCCGCACCACGAUGAGGGAGGAGAGGAAGAAGUUCCAGGAGGAUCUCAGGGAGGAACAAGGCAAGAGGAGAAAGCUCGAGGAGGAGCUGCAGAAGAUCAAGAAGUCCCAGGGGCCUGGCCGGAGUCCCCUGAGCCCUAGGUGA